Messenger RNA from Hippoglossus stenolepis (Pacific halibut), 771 nucleotides. RefSeq lists its product as uncharacterized. The transcript has 4 exons. The record is from RefSeq and is a predicted model, not a curated record. Bases 49 to 771 code for a protein of 240 amino acids. Lineage: Eukaryota; Metazoa; Chordata; Actinopteri; Pleuronectiformes; Pleuronectidae.
CUGAGUACACACAGCGAGGCUCGAGCAGCGUGCUGAGCAGCCUUCAGCAUGGACCUCCUGACAGCCUGGGCCGCCACCGACCCGGCUGUGGCCCGGCUCCUCUGGGUGCUCGCUCUGGUGCUGGCCACCCUCCUGGUCUGGCUCCUCUUCUUCUGCUGCUACAGCUGGAACCAGAGCUCCUCGUCCUCCCUGGAGAAGUACCUGGCAGUGAUGACGAAACGCUCCAAAUCCAAAGCUCCGACUCAGAGGAAGAAAAAGUCCAAAGAGAAGCCGGCAGCUUCUGUCCCCUUAAAGGAGGAGAAGGAGGAGGAGGUGGUGGAGGUGGUGAAGGAGGUGAAGGAGGUGAAGGAGGUGAAGGAGUCUGUGGUCGUUGGACAUGAGCCGCCUCGUCCAGUGGUGAGGAAACGGAAGAGACGACCUCUCAAGGCCGGGCUGGAAACUGUGACUGAGGCGAAACCAGCGCAGAAGACGAUGGAGGAGGUGAAGCCCAACAAGAGGCCGAUGGUCAGGGCUGCGUCGGAGGAGAGCUCCAGCGACCUGGGCUCCAUCAGCUGGUCUCCGUCCCGCGGGGACACGCUGCCCUGGAACCUGCCCAAGCACCAUCGCAUGAAGAGGUCCAAGUCGGCGUCCGGGGACGUGCUGGACCCGGCGGAGAGGGCCGUCAUCCGCAUCGCAGGCAAGUUCCCACAAUCCACUGCUGCUGCUCACAGAGCUUUCAGGAGGAAGCUCCUGUCGACACUGAAUCCCUUUGGUUUGGGGACGUCUUUGUAA